AAGCGGCUGCUGCAGACGAGACUCUCGGUCAGAGUGAAAGUAAAUCUAAACCUAAAGUAAAUCUGCCGAGGUGAUCAGAGCACGGAGAACAGCUGCUAAUAACCGGAUCAAUACUUAAAAGUUCAUUUCACCCCUGAACUUUGUCUUUGGACUCAGACAGGUGAAGGUAAAGGUGUGUGUGUGAGCUGAUGUGGACGUGAAUUCAGCAGAAUGGACCAGUGUGAGGACGGAGAGGACGGAGUCUCUCCCUCUAAAACCUCUCUGUGUGGGAAACAUGAGAGUCAGAGCAAAGCUCAGAGAGUGGACCAGCAGAUCUCAGAGUCCCCCAGUGGUCCGUCUGUCCAGCAGCAUCAGACACAGCUGGACUCCAUAUUUCUGCUGCUGGAGGACAACAUUGUCCUGUUUGUGAAGAACGAGCUGAAGAACAUCCAGAGGGGUCUGAGUCCAGAUUACCCAGAAUCCCUAGAGCAUCUGUUGCAGGGUGAGGAUGAAGAGCAGAGGAGCAGCAGAGAGGUGUUUGUGAAGAUCACAGUGAACUUCCUGAGGAGAAUGAAGCAGGAGGAGCUGGCUGAGCAUCUGCAGAGCAGUUCUUUUGCUGCAGUUUGUAAAAAGCGGCUGAAGUCUAAGCUGAAGAAGAAGUCCGAGUGUGUGUUUGAGGGGAUUGUUAAAGCAGGAAACCCAGCCCUUCUGGAGCAGAUCUACACAGAGCUCUACAUCACAGAGGGAGGGACUGGAGAGGUCAACGAUGAACAUGAAGUCAGACAGAUUGAAUCAGCUUCCAGGAAACCAGACAGAGCAGAAACAGCCAUCAGACAGGAAGACAUAUUUAAACCCCCACCUGGAAGAGAUGAACCAAUCAGAACGGUGAUGACGAAGGGAGUGGCCGGCAUCGGGAAAACAGUCCUAACACAGAAGUUCACUCUGGACUGGGCUGAAGGCAGAACCAACCAGGACAUCCAGUUCCUGCUCCCAUUCACCUUCAGAGAGCUGAAUGUGCUGAGAGACAGAAGGUUCAGUUUGGUGGAACUAGUUCAUCACUUCUUCAGUGAAACCAGAGAAAUGUGCAGCUUUGAAGAGUUGAAGGUCGUGUUCAUCUUUGACGGUCUGGAUGAGAGUCGACUUCCUCUGGACUUCCACAACAAUGAGGACGUGACUGAUGUUACAGAGUCCAAAUCCAUAGACGUGUUGCUGACAAACCUCAUCAGGGGGAACCUGCUUCCUUCUGCUCGUCUCUGGAUCACCACACGACCCGCAGCAGCCAAUCAGAUCCCUCCUGAGUGUGUCUCCAUGGUGACGGAGGUCAGAGGGUUCACUGACCCACAGAAGGAGGAAUACUUCCGGAAGAGGUUCAGAAAUAAGAAGCAGACCAGCAGGAUCGUCUCCCACAUCAAGACAUCACGGAGCCUCCACAUCAUGUGCCACAUCCCAGUCUUCUGCUGGAUCACUGCUACGGUCCUGGAGAACGUCCUGGAGACCAGAGAGGGAGGGCAGCUGCCCAAGACCCUGACUGAGAUGUACAUCCACUUCCUGGUGGUCCAGGCCAAACUGAAGAAGGUCAAGUAUGACGGAGGAACUGAGACGGAUCCACACUGGAGUCCAGAGAGCAGGAACAUGGUGGAGUCUCUGGGAAAACUGGCUUUUGAGCAGCUGCAGAAAGGAAAUCUGAUCUUCUACGAACCAGACUUGAGAGAGUGUGGCAUCAAUGUCAGAGAGGCUUCAGUGUACUCGGGGGUUUUCACCCAGAUCUUUAGAGAGGAGAGCGGCCUGUACCAGGACCAGGUCUUCUGCUUCAUCCAUCUGAGUGUCCAGGAGUUUCUGGCUGCUCUUCAUGUCCGUCUGACCUUCAUCAAGUCUGGAGUCAACCUGCUGGAGGAACAAAGAAACACAGAGACUGACCUCUAUCGGAGUGCUGUGGACAAGGCCUUACAGAGUCCCAACGGACACCUGGACUUGUUCCUCCGCUUCCUCCUGGGUCUUUCAGUGGAGACCAAUCAGACUCUCCUACAAGGUCUGUUGGAACCAGAACAAAGAAGUUCACAGAACAAUCAGGAAACAGUUAAAUACAUCAAGAAGAAGAUCAGUGAGGAUCUGUCUGCAGAGAGAAGCAUCAACCUGUUCCACUGUCUGAAUGAACUGAACGCUGGUUCUCUGGUGGAGGAGGUCCAACUGUCCCUGAGGUCUGGACGUCUCUCCAGAGGUAAACUGUCUCCUGCACAGUGGUCGGCUCUGGCUUUCAUCUUACUGUCAUCAGAAGAUCUGGAGGAGUUUGACCUGAAGAAAUACUCAGCUUCAGAGGAGGCUCUACGGAGGCUGCUGCCGGUGGUCAAAGCCUCCAAGAAAGUUGUGUUGAGUGGCUGUAACAUCUCAGAGGACAUCUGUCCACUUCUGUCUUCAGUUCUCAGCUCUCAGUCCUCCAGUCUGACAGAACUGGACCUGAGUAACAACGACCUGCAGGAUUUAGGACUGAAGAAGCUGUGUCCUGGACUGGAGAGUCCACACUGUCACCUGGAGUCUCUCAGGCUGUCAGGCUGUCUGAUCUCAGAGGAAGGCUGUGCUUCUCUGGUCUCAGCUCUGAGCUCCAACCCCUCCCACCUGAGAGAGCUGGACCUGAGCUACAACCAUCCAGGGGAGUCAGCAGGGAAGCUUCUGUGUAGACUGGAGGAUCCCCGCUGGAGACUGGACACUCUCAGGGUGGAGCCUGCUGGACAACGAUUUCUGACACCAGGUCUGUGGAAGUAUUCCUGUCAACUCGCCAUUGACACAAACACAGUCUACAAACACAUCCAACUGUCUGACAACAACAGGAAGAUGACGUGUGUGGAGGAGGAUCAGUCAUAUCCUGAUCAUCCAGACAGGUUUGAUUCCUGUCCUCAGCUGCUGUGUAGAGAAGUUCUGACGGGUUGCUGUUACUGGGAGGUCCAGAGGAGAGGAGGAGUUUCUGUAUCAGUGAGUUACAGAAGAAUCAGAAGGAAAGGAAGCUCUGGUGGCUGUAGGUUUGGAAGGAACGAUCAUUCCUGGAGUCUGGACUGUUCUGGUGAUGGUCAGUACUGGGUCUGUCACAAUAACAGAGGAAUAUAUUCCUCCUCCUCUUUCUCAGUCUCUGACAGAGUAGCAGUGUACGUGGACGUUCCUGCUGGAACUCUGUCCUUCUACAGCGUGUCCUCUGACAGACUGAUCCACCUCCACACCUUCAACACCACAUUCACUGAACCUCUCUAUCCUGGGUUCAGGAUCUGGUUGGGUUCUGGUUCUUCAGUGUCUCUGUGUUGAGUUCAGUCUCCAGAGUGUCUUCCUGUCAGAGAAACUGUCUCUGUUGGACAGAUAGUUGAGUCUGUACACAUGGGCGUCAGUUUGAUUUCAGAAGUGCUGGGGACAUUUACCAUAAACCUGAGUAAGGUUUGAAAAGUGCUGGGUACGAGCUACGCCCAUUACUUCCGAAUUGAGGUUUCAUGAUAAAUAAUAGGCAUUGCUUGUUAUUAUUAUUAUUUUAAUAUUGCUGAUCAUGGCUUACAGUUUAAGAAAACUCAAAUAUCCUAUCUCAAAAAAUUGGAAUAUUCUCGGAAUCUUAAUCUUAAACUGUAAGCCAUAAUCAGCAAUAUUAAAAAUAAUAAAAGGCUUGCAAUAUUUCAGUUGAUUUGUAAUGAAUCCAGAAUGUAUGACAUUUUUAGACUCCAGAAAAAUAAAGGACUUUAUCACAAUAUUCUAUUUUUUUCUGAGACAGUCCUGUAAACUUGUUUGUGUCGUUGUGCUGAACCACUUGCGAAUAUCCACGGUUACUUCAGCGUCUUGCUGCUGCAGGAAAAUGCGCGCUGGAAGCAGAUCAGUGACGGACACUGGCUGAUUUAUGGUUCCGCGUUGCACCAACGCAAAGCCUACGGAUGGAGGAUACGCAGGGAUGCGAACUU
Molecule: messenger RNA, 3905 nt
Organism: Cololabis saira (Pacific saury)
Lineage: Eukaryota; Metazoa; Chordata; Actinopteri; Beloniformes; Belonidae
Product: NLR family CARD domain-containing protein 3-like
Exons: 9
Coding region: 211-3270 (1019 amino acids)
Molecular function (GO): protein binding
Source: RefSeq, a predicted model, not a curated record